Diaporthe batatas is the source of this 2341-nucleotide messenger RNA. Its product is annotated as double-stranded DNA-dependent ATPase. The record is from RefSeq and is a predicted model, not a curated record. Bases 68 to 2071 code for a protein of 667 amino acids. The transcript has 2 exons. Gene Ontology annotation, molecular function: DNA binding; ATP binding; hydrolase activity. Lineage: Eukaryota; Fungi; Ascomycota; Sordariomycetes; Diaporthales; Diaporthaceae.
GGCAGGGCAUCUCCUCAGCCUUAUAGCUUUUCCUCAACGUCCGCCAACGGGCAAGGCUGAGCACAUCAUGCUGCUACCAGUGUUGAGAGGCUUCAGGGCUUCAACAACACUGUUUAUCAUACCCCGGCCACGGAGGGUGAUCCACGCCGUCCCUCGGGUCGUCCUUCGUGGUCCAAAAAUCUCAUCUGGGUGCAUAAGAAGUUAUGCGACCCAGCAAGUGCAGCUUCGGGACUACCAGCUGGAAUGCAUUCAGUCAGUCGUGUCAGCUCUCAAGAAUGGGCACAAGAGGGUCGGCAUAUCACUUGCCACUGGAGGAGGCAAGACUGUAAUAUUUACACAACUCAUCCAACAUAUUGAGCCUCCUUCAGAAAGGGCUACCCAAACGCUUAUUCUGGCUCAUCGGCGGGAGCUCGUGGAACAAGCAGCUAGGCAUUGUGUCAACGCAUACCCGGACAAGACUGUUGAGAUCGACAUGGCCAAGACCCAUGCCAGCGGGGUAGCCGACAUCACCAUUGCCAGUGUUAUGAGUCUCCAGAGGGAAGAUAGGCUCGAGAAAUAUAACCCAAAGAACUUCAAGCUCAUACUUGUCGACGAGGCUCACCACAUCGUAGCCCCGGGAUACAUGAAGGUCCUCCAGCACUUCGGGCUGUCCACCAAGAGAGCGGACUCGCCGAAUCUGGUCGGUGUGUCCGCAACUUUGUCUCGGUUUGAUGGGCUGAAGCUUGGCUCCGCGAUCGACGAGAUUGUCUACCACAAGGACUAUGUCGACAUGAUAGACGAAAAGUGGCUGUCCGGCGUCGUCUUUACCACCGUCAAGUCCACCGCCGACAUCUCAAAGGUGAAGAAGCAAGCUGGCGGCGGGGACUUUGUCACGUCUGAACUCUCCAGCGCCGUCAAUACGGACCAGGUCAACGAUGUCACAGUCAGGAGCUGGCUCGCCAAGGCAGGCGACCGGAAGUCGACCUUGGUGUUCUGCGUGGACCUGGCUCACGUCGCGGGGCUCACCCAGAAAUUCAGGCAGUACGGGCUGGAUGCUCGAUUUGUCACGGGCGACACACACAAGGUUCAGCGGGGUGAGAUCCUCGAUGCCUUCAAGCGGGGCGAGUUCCCCGUGCUUCUGAACUGCGGCGUCUUCACCGAGGGCACGGAUAUUCCCAACAUCGACUGUGUCAUCCUCGCUCGUCCCACACGAUCACGCAACCUCCUCGUCCAGAUGAUAGGGAGGGGAAUGAGGCUGCACAAGGGCAAAGAGAAUUGCCACGUCAUGGAUAUGGUUGCGAGUCUCGAGACAGGGAUCGUCACCGUACCGACGCUUUUCGGUCUGGAUCCUGAGGAGCUGGUCGACGGGGCGACCGUUGAUGACAUGAAGAGCACGAAAGAACGGAAAGAGGCCGAGAAGAGCAGGCAAGACAAAGCCUACGAUACUGUGGCCCCGUCAGAAUCCCCAGCCGUCCCCCAGAAGAUCACCUUCACAGAGUACGACUCCGUAUUCGACCUGAUCUCAGAUACCUCUGGCGAGAGACACAUCCAUGCCAUAAGCCAAUACGCCUGGGUGCAAGUAGGGCCGGACAAGUUCGUGCUGAGCAGCAACUCCGGCUCCUAUCUGAGAAUCGUCAAGGAUGACCCCCGGGACGCGGACCCCGUCUUCUGGAGGGCCUUCCUCGUCCGCGCCCUGCCCGCCGGCAUGUCCAAGGCACCCUAUGCGCCGCCGCACGAGCUCCUCAGGGCAACGACCUUCACCGACGCCGUGCACGGCGCCGACAACUACGCGCAGAGGCACUUCCUGCAUAUCAUGAUAUCCCGCAGGCAGCCGUGGCGCAACAGCCCGCCCACCGACGGCCAGCUCAGGUUCCUGAACAAGGUCCGGGCAGAGGGCGACAAGCUGACCGCGGACAGCAUCACCAAGGGCAAGGCUGCCGACAUGAUCACCAAGAUCAAGCACGGCGCCAGGGGAAGGUUUGCGGACUUGCAGAAUAGCCGGCGGAGGAUGCAGAGGAAGGUGGCCCAGGAGGAACAGGAGAUGGAGCGGAAACGGAGGGAGCUCGUGACGGUUGGGCCUGUCGCGGCUUGAGGGGCUCGCUGUUGGUAGGCCAUCAUGUGCUCUAAUGUCGGGGAUCAGAGGCAUAUCAAGCCAUGUAUUUAAUACUCUUUCCCCCCUUCUCUGUAUAAACACAAUUCUCCUCUCGGGGCAAUAUUCUAUUUGCCCCCACUUCAGGCUUGCCUGGCAUACUUUAACUCGAGGUGCAAUGUCACAAAUACGGAGAAUGGAUACACAGAGCUUGGUGCAGUGAUUUGUACAAUGUUAUGGGGGAAAUCUGGCUGUGAGCGAGACUGAAAGGGA